Molecule: messenger RNA, 1325 nt
Organism: Cornus florida
Lineage: Eukaryota; Viridiplantae; Streptophyta; Magnoliopsida; Cornales; Cornaceae
Product: transcription initiation factor TFIID subunit 14b-like
Exons: 7
Coding region: 70-900 (276 amino acids)
Biological process (GO): regulation of DNA-templated transcription
Source: RefSeq, a predicted model, not a curated record
UUAAAAAGGGCAGGAAGUUGACAUUACUCAUCGCUGAUUUUCAAUACUACAACACACAACUGCUUGAAAAUGUCCCUCACGUCGUCUGAAAAAACACAAAGCGAAAAUCAGCCACAUGGAGGUGGAAUUGCUCCAAUGCCACAGCUUAUUCAAUUUGGAAAAGCUUCUGAAAAUAGCGGGAACAACAACGCACAGGGUUCAAACACGAGACUCAAAGGUGUUGAAAUUUCUGUUCCAAUAGUGUUUGGAACAAUCUCAUUUUGGCUCGGUAGAAAGGCCACCCAGUCCCAGUCACAUAAAUGGACAGUCUAUGUACGUGGUGCAACCAAUGAGGAUCUUGGUGUUGUGGUUAAGCGUGUUGUGUUUCAGUUGCAUCCCAGUUUUCAUAAUCCUCUGAGAGUGGUUGAAUCUCCCCCCUUUGAGUUGUCAGAAUGUGGUUGGGGUGAAUUUGAAAUUGCGAUCUCCCUUUUUUUCCACAACGAUGCCUGCGAUAAGAAGUUGGAUUUGUAUCACCAUUUGAAAUUGUACCCUGAAGGCGGACUUGGUCCUCAGUCGAUCAAGAAACCUGUUGUCGUGGAAUCUUAUGAUGAAAUUGUUUUUUCUGAUCCUUCAGAGGGAUUUCUUGCUCGUGUACGGAAUCAUCCAGCUGUGGCUGUGCCACGGCUUCCUGCUACUUUGGACUUGCCUCCUGUACCAAUUGAAGACAUGAAUCAGGAAAAGAGAGGCGAUACCAAAAAUCAUCCUCUUAUUCCAUUGUUCACGAAAUUUUCAGAGGUGGAUGAGCUAUGGAAACUCUCAGCAGCCCGUAAGCAGGUUUUGAAGGCAAGAGUAACAUGGCUUCACAUGCUAAUCAAAUGCAGGCUUUCGAGUGCCCUUGCUGGUUUACGGAAAAUGCUAUAGCUCUCUCUCCUUGAAAUACUACUCUGUUUCUUCCAAAAUGGUUUGAAAUGGCAAAGAUGAUUCUUCUUGCUUAAGAGACGGCUCAAGUUGUCGAUGGAGUUUUCAGAAGUACAGAGGGAGUACCCUUUUGAAAAUGGCUUUCUUGGACCUCAGAACAUGGGAUAGGUAGUGUUACUGCUCAUUUUUUUUUGGUAGGAACAUGUCUGCUUCCUCUAGGCCUCAGAACAUGGGAAACAGAGGUGUCAUUAGAGCAGAGACCAGAGAUAGCCAAUGUUGUUGGUUCUCAUUUUAGUAGGAAUGCGUCUGCUCAUGUCUCUUAUAUUCCUAUUUCCUACUAUGCUGGUUUUAGGCUCUAUCAAGACCACAUGGGAAGUCCUUUGAUGUUGAGACACUCUUAGUUAACAAGUGAAAGACUAGCAUAAAAA